AAACAACAGGAAGAACUGGCUGAUUAUACAGUACUGGAAUUCAGGAGUGUUCAGUGGUGCUAUAUCCUUUGAAAUUCACUUCAGAAACCCACCAGGAUUUCAUCAGUAUGUUGUGUACAGAAACCCUUCCAGCACAGAUGGGGACGGUUUUAUCAGGGACUUCUGGCAACAGGCCUUUGAAUGUGUAUUCCCAGAUAUCGCUUCAGACAAGGUGGAGGGGAAUAUUUGCACCGGAGAAGAGAAGCUGGAGAGCCUUCCCGGAUCACUUUUUGAAAUGAGCAUGACAGGCCACAGCUACAGCAUCCACAGUGCUGUCUAUGCCAUGGCCCAUGCUUUACAUGCCAUGUCCACUUCCAGAUUCAGACAUAGAAGAAUGGCGUACAGAGGGAGAGGGAAGAAUCUGAAUCAACAGUUUUGGCAGCUCCAUCACUUUCUGAGAAGCAUCUCAUUUAACAAUACGGCAGGAGAUGUGGUCUUCAUCAACCAGAAUGGAGAGGCAGCAUCUAGCUUGGAUAUUGUCAAUUGGAUUAUAUUCGCCAACCAAAGUUUGCACAGAGUGAGAGUUGGGAGGAUAGAUCCACAGGCUCCUCCAAACCAAUCAUUACUCCUUGAUGAAGAUGCCAUCACAUGGCACAGUUGGUUUAACCAGACUCAGCCUCUUUCUGUCUGUACUGAGAGAUGUCUUCCAGGAUCCAGCAAGAAAGUGAAGGAGGGACAGCCACCUUGCUGCUACGAUUGCAUCCCAUGUCCAGAGGGGAAGAUUGCAAACCAGUAUGAUAUGAAUGAUUGUAACAAAUGCCCAGACAAAGACUAUCCAAGCAAGAACCGAGAUGCAUGUCUACCCAAGGAUAUCAGCUUCUUGUCUUAUGAAGAACCUUUGGGCAUCAGUUUAGCCUGCUGCUCUCUUUUCCUUUCCCUGAUCACAGUUCUGGUACUAGGUACAUUUAUAAAACACCAUGACACACCCAUUGUCAUUGCAAACAACCGAAACCUCACCUACACUCUCCUCAUCUCUCUCCUGCUCUGCUUCCUGUGUGCAUUGCUCUUCAUUGGCCGACCUGAGAUAGUGACAUGCCUCCUCCGACAAACAGCUUUUGGCAUCAUCUUCUCAACCGCUGUUUCUUGUGUCCUGGCAAAAACCUUCACGGUGGUUUUGGCCUUCAUGGCUACAAAACCAGAGUCCAGGAUGAGGAAAUGGGUGGGGAAAAGACUAGGCCACUCCAUUCUCCUUUUCUGCUCCAUAGUCCAAGUAGGCAUAUGUACUGUGUGGCUGGCAACCUCUCCCCCAUACCCAGAUGUGGACAGGCACUCAUUGACUGAAGAAAUUAUACUAGAAUGUAAUGAAGGGUCUGUAACAAUGUUUUACUGUGUCCUCAUCUACAUGAGUUGCCUGGCAAUUGUAAGUUUUGCUGUGGCUUUCCUCGCCAGGAAGUUACCAGACAGUUUCAACGAAGCCAAGUUUAUCACUUUCAGCAUGUUGGUCUUCUGCAGUGUUUGGCUGUCCUUUAUUCCCUCCUACCUGAGCACCAAGGGGAAAUAUAUGGUAGCUGUGGAGAUCUUCUCCAUCUUAGCCUCCAGUAUUGGGUUGCUGGUUUGCAUCUUUUCCCCCAAAUGUUACAUAAUCAUUCUGAGGCCUGAGUUGAACAAUAGGGAACAGCUAAUAAGGAAGAAAAAUUAAAGAAAUAGGAAACCUGUCCUUUGCUUUAAUUUGUGCUUUUCUUUGUGUGUACAGUAGAAUAUUUCUUCUUCUUCUUCUUCUUCUUCUUCUUCUUCUUCUUCUUCUUCUUCUUCUUCUUCUUCUUCUUCUUCUUCUUCUGUGAAAGUGUUGCCAAUAA
Molecule: messenger RNA, 1835 nt
Organism: Podarcis muralis (Common wall lizard)
Lineage: Eukaryota; Metazoa; Chordata; Lepidosauria; Squamata; Lacertidae
Source: RefSeq, a predicted model, not a curated record